AAGUAUUAUUUUCUCCUUACGGACAACAGUUGGAAUUCUUUUUAAAACUUUCUUUUUAACUCAAGAGAGGAAGUCAAAUUAAAGACGUUUGAUUUAGAGGCGUUGGGGAUAUUUUGAGCAGGUGGACGUUCCUUUUUGAAAUCAGGUCAUCGUCGACGAACAAGAGAAAAUGGCCAACUCGGGUUUACAGAUGUUGGGCUUCGUCCUGUCACUUCUGGGCCUAAUUGGCUUGAUAGUGGGCACCAUUCUGCCGCAGUGGAAGAUGUCGGCCUACGUCGGGGACAACAUUAUCACGGCGGUGGCCAUGUAUGAAGGCCUGUGGAUGUCCUGUGCCUUCCAGAGCACCGGCCAGAUCCAGUGUAAAGUCUACGACUCCAUCCUCCAGCUCAACAGCGCUUUGCAGGCGACACGUGCCCUCAUGAUUGUGAGCAUCAUCGUGACGCUGGCCGGCCUGGGCACCGCCUGCAUGGGGAUGAAGUGCACCAACUGCGGCGGGGACGACAAAACGCGCAAGUCUCGCAUCGCCAUGACAGGCGGCAUCAUCCUUCUGAUUGGAGGUACGGACUGUCACGCCAACGCAGACGUGUUCUUUAACGGCACUUUACAUAACAUUCCUUGCUUUCCUGCAGCGUUGUGCUCCAUCAUCGCCUGCUCUUGGUAUGCUCACGACAUCAUCCGAGCCUUCUACGACCCUUUCACCCCAGUCAAUACCAAGUACGAGUUUGGAUCCGCCAUCUUCAUCGCCUGGGCCGGAGCCUUCCUGGUUGUCAUUGGGGGCGGCAUGCUGGCAGCUUCUUGCCCCAGAGGCAAACCUGCACCAAAAUACCCCAUCUCCAGACCCCCCAGCAGCACCAAGGAAUACGUUUGAACAGGACACUUCCACCCACCCACACAGAGUCUAAAACUGUUCAUAUCUUUGUUAAAUUUGGAUUGAAGUUGCUCUAGGGCAACAUGAAAAUGUUACUGUCAUAUUUUAACCACACACCGCCCUGUCAGGACGUCCCGUCACAGCUUUAACCUGCCAAGCACUCAAGUUUUACAGAAGUCAAAACCUGUUUUAAAAAUAGUUUCCAUGUUACUGUGAAACAAGAGCUGCUUUAGAACGUAUAGUGGCUAAAAGGAAUGCACUGGAUGGAGAACAGAUGUGGCUGGCAACAUUCAAAACCUUUCCUAACACCUGAGAAACAACAUCACCUUCCUUCCACGUCUUUCUGCCUUUUUAUUUAUGUCAAUCAUUCCUACUGAACUAAUUGUGUGCCAGAGUGAGAUGAUGUAUAUUUCUGAUUUCUUUCAUUAAGAUGAUGCCAAUGUUGUUGCUGUCAGCCAUAACAGGACAUAUGUUGUGGGAAAUUGUUUAAAUGGCUUUUACUCCUGCACUCCCUUUUUAUGUAUGUUUUUUUAUCUGUGAUUUUAAGUUUUUGUUGUAUAUAAUUAAAGUGGAAAAACUAC
Molecule: messenger RNA, 1449 nt
Organism: Doryrhamphus excisus (bluestripe pipefish)
Lineage: Eukaryota; Metazoa; Chordata; Actinopteri; Syngnathiformes; Syngnathidae
Product: claudin-7-B-like
Cellular component (GO): membrane; bicellular tight junction
Molecular function (GO): structural molecule activity
Source: RefSeq, a predicted model, not a curated record